CGGGCGCUCUCUAAUGACGCCCCUCAGCUGUCCGCACUCGCGCCGGCCGGUGUUUGGGCAGAGUCUCUAGCCACCCUGGGUGGGGCUGAGUCCGUCCCUGGGCAAAGGCUGCCUUAGGAGGGCUGAGAAGCAGCCAUGCCUUCCGACCCGGCUCGCGUGCGGUCGCGACGCCAGAAGGCGGCCUCGCAGAUAGCUAUCCAAGAAAACACCAUGAAAGAUACUGACAUCAAGAGACUUCUAUAUACCAAUCUUUUGUGCAUAUUUUCAAUUUUUCUAAGCGUUUUUAUUCCAUCCUUCCUCUUGGACAACUUCUCAGUAUUGGAAAGUCACUUGACCUGGUUGUGUACUUGUUCUGCUUUUGUGGCUGCUGUCAAUCUCCUGUUAUAUGUAAUAGUGAAACCGAAUCUAUCCUCUAAAAGAAGUUCAUUAUCUCAUAAGGUAACCAGAGUUUUGAAAUGCUGUAUCUACUUUCUUAUGUCUUGUUUUUUCCUUCAUGUCAUUUUUGUUCUAUAUGGAGCACCACUAAUAGAGCUGGUGCUGGAGACAUUUUUAUUUGCAGUUAUUCUGUCUACGUUUACUACAGUUCCUUGUUUAUGUCUGUUAGGACCAAACCUCAGAGCAUGGCUAAGGGUUUUCAGUAGAAAUGGUGUUACAUCCAUUUGGGAGAACAGUCUACAGAUCACUACAAUUUCUAGUUUUAUAGGAGCAUGGCUUGGAGCAUUUCCUAUUCCACUGGAUUGGGAAAGACCAUGGCAGGUGUGGCCCAUCUCCUGUACACUUGGAGCAACCUCUGGCUACAUGGCUGGCCUGGCUAUCUCACCACUCUGGAUAUACUGGAAUAGAAAGCAGCUUACAUACAAGAACAAUUAAGAGGAGAAAGGGAGACGUUAUUUCUUUGUGCAGACUCCAUAGGGCUGUGCAGAAAUGUCAAAGCCAAGCAGUCCAUUUACAGCACUGUUGUUCUUUUUAAAUGUCAUUUCAACAUGAUGUGAUUGUAGCUUUUUAACUAUGAAACCCCUGAGAGAUUGUACCUUCUAGUUGAAAUAAAGUAUUUAUAGUA
Molecule: messenger RNA, 1060 nt
Organism: Meriones unguiculatus (Mongolian gerbil)
Lineage: Eukaryota; Metazoa; Chordata; Mammalia; Rodentia; Muridae
Gene: Pigf
Product: phosphatidylinositol glycan anchor biosynthesis class F
Exons: 6
Coding region: 136-870 (244 amino acids)
Biological process (GO): GPI anchor biosynthetic process
Cellular component (GO): endoplasmic reticulum membrane
Source: RefSeq, a predicted model, not a curated record